AAGAAGUCACCUAUCUGCAGCCGGGAGGCUUUGAGGAAACGACAAAGCGAGUCAUCAUGUGAAAGAACUUAUGAGGGAAACGGACAAAAGGGCUGGAAUACGCGCAGAAUAGAAAGUAAAAGGGCGUGAGCGGAAUGUCCGUGGAUGAGAAGCCUGAAGCCCCCAUGUAUGUGUAUGAGUCGACGGUUCAUUGUACCAAUAUCCUCCUCUGUCUCAACGACCAGCGGAAGCAGGAUAUCCUGUGCGAUGUGACUGUCCUGGUGGAGGGCAAGGAGUUCCGUGGGCACCGGGCCGUGCUGGCCGCCUGCAGCGAGUAUUUCCUCCAGGCGCUGGUGGGCCAGGAGAAUGACUUGGUCGUUAGCCUUCCGGAGGAGGUCACUGCCAGGGGAUUCGCCCCAUUGUUGCAGUUUGCCUACACUGCUAAGCUGUUACUCAGCAGAGAAAACAUCCAGGAGGUCAUCCGCUGUGCCGAAUUCCUGCGCAUGCACAACCUCGAGGACUCAUGCUUUCGCUUCCUGGAAGCUCAGCUGCGCAGUGAGGAGGACGGCUUGCUGCUCUGCCACAAGGUGGCGGCCGAGGUGAACAACUCAGAGGAUGAGAGUAUGCAGUCGGAGGUGGAAAGGCCCACCUCCCCCAGGGCGAGGCGAUGUGCUGACACCCUCACCUCCUUUCGACACUCUGAUGAUGAUCGGUUAGCAAUGGCUGUGCCCAGUAACUUCAUGGACGGCCGGCUGGACUUUGAUCGGCACGGAGCGUCAGACCUGCCACGAUGCCCCAAGUACAGGAAAUACCAGUGGGCUUGCAACAAGCACAAUAAUGACACCUCCUCAGACACCAGUACCUCAGGUUUUCCAAGCACAUUAAAGGAGAGCAGCGUUAGUGGGGCAGUGCCGGGUCAGGGCAGGCUGCCUUUGGCCCAGAUCAAAGUUGAACCACAGGCAGAGGAAGAGGCCAUCUCAUUGUGUCUGUCAGGGGACGAGCAGGACGUCAGGGGUAAGGACAGUGUGACAGCCAUGGAGAUGGAUAACCCAAUAUCUGUGGAAAGAACCAAGAGAACCAAGUCCCCUUCCUGCCUCCGAGCCUUCUUUAAGAAAGGGGUAGACCUCCCCAGUCUGCCCAACACAUCACAGCAGCUAUUCUCCAACAGACUUGUCUGCCCCCAGGACAAAGGAAACUCUCAGGGAGAUCAUAAAAAAGACUUCAGGCCUUUCACUGGGGAGCUAGGUCUGUCUGUUACAUCCCCAAAGGACAUGGACGGUUUCCCUGCAGGGUUGUCCCUCAAGUCCGCUUCCUGUGAUGGGGUCUGCAAACAGGAAGUUGAGCUAGACCGCCGUAGUGUUAUAUUUUCCUCAGGGGCCUGCAACCGUCAGGGAACCCCAGCGCAUUCCUACCCUGGUGGGAACUCUUUGGAGAUGGAGCUCACUGAGCACCUGCCAAAGGGUGUGUGGGCAGGAGCCAGCCAGUCCCUCCCCACCUCCCAGACCUAUUCUCCCAGCACCACCUCCUCUGAGCCCCCAAUUCUGUGCCGCCCGCGACCCAACACCAGCUGCCCAGUGCCAAUCAAAGUGUGCCCACGCUCGCCGCCUUGUGAGACACGCACCAGGACUUCCAGCUCCUGCUCCUCGUACUCCUAUGCGGAGGACGGCAGUGGAGGCUCUCCCUGCAGUCUGCCCCAGUUUGAAUUUUCCUCCUCGCCGUGCUCCAACGUGGCACGCUGCCUCAAUGUGGACCAGCAGGAGCAAAGUGUGGGAGGCGAUGCCCUUUUUAACCAGGUGCGGCCCAAGAUCAAAUGUGAGCAGUCCUAUGGCACCAACUCCAGCGACGAGUCAGGCUCCUUCUCAGAGGGAGACAGCGAGUCCUGCCAUGUACAGGAACGAGGGCCAGAGGUGAAGCUGCCUUUCCCCGUAGAUCAAAUCACAAAUCUUCCACGGAACGAUUUCCAAAUGUUGGUGAAAAUGCACAAACUGACCUCGGAACAGCUUGAGUUCAUCCAUGACGUGAGGCGGCGGAGUAAGAACCGCAUCGCAGCACAGCGCUGCCGCAAGAGGAAGCUCGACUGCAUCCUGAACCUGGAGUGUGAGAUCAGAAAACUGGUGUGUGAGAAGGAGAAGCUGCUGACGGAGAGGAACCAGCUGAAGGCCUGUAUGGGGGAGCUGUGGGAGAACUUCUCCUGCCUGUCGCAGGAGGUGUGCAGGGACGUCCAGCUGAGCCCGGAGCAGGUCCAGUCCCUACACCACUACUGCCCCGUGCUGCGGCCCGCCAACUCCACCGCCAGCAACGACGCUGCGCCCAGCCCCGCCACCAACACCACCACCAGCAUCGACCUCACCACCCACUCGGGCUCGGCCACGCCAGAGCCCAGCUUCCACGGGUCGCCCGGGCCCUCGGAGAGCGAGCCCGACUCGGCCGUCAGAAACGGGGCAGACGGGGAAAUGGAUGGCCGAGACGCCAGCUUGUACACAAAGUCCGGGCUGUCCGUGGAAAAAUCCAACCAGACGGUAACAGUUGAUUUUUGCCAGGAAAUGACUGAGAAAUGUACAACUGAUGAGCAGCCAAGGAAGGACUGUACUAAGUAG
Messenger RNA from Chelmon rostratus (copperband butterflyfish), 2576 nucleotides. RefSeq names its product BTB and CNC homology 1, basic leucine zipper transcription factor 2b (gene bach2b). The transcript is spliced from 5 exons. Gene Ontology annotation, biological process: regulation of transcription by RNA polymerase II. Lineage: Eukaryota; Metazoa; Chordata; Actinopteri; Chaetodontiformes; Chaetodontidae. Gene Ontology annotation, molecular function: DNA-binding transcription factor activity, RNA polymerase II-specific; RNA polymerase II cis-regulatory region sequence-specific DNA binding; protein binding. The record is from RefSeq and is a predicted model, not a curated record. Bases 135 to 2576 code for a protein of 813 amino acids.